CCCUCUUCCCUUUCCCUCACCCUUCUCUAAACCUCUCUCUCUUUACAAUUUUAUGAGCCAUGGUCAAACCUGGAACUCUCACCAAGCUAAAGUCAGCCAUGAAACGAUGGCCCUCGAUCGCCAAGCUCGGUCGAAGCUCUAGCUCAGUAUCAGUUGCCACGGUGAGCGACAGUGGUGCGGAGGGUGAAAACAUCUCCAGCGAGCUUCACACGGUCUACGUCGGUAAGUCUCGACGACCCUAUUUCGUUAGGCUCGAUGUCAUAGCACACCCUUUGUUUCAAGAGUUGGUUGACAAGUCGUCACCGGACGAAGGUGGCACAGUGGUGAUCUCUUGUGAAGUUGUCAUGUUCGAGCAUUUGUUGUGGAUGUUGGAGAACUCCGCAGCGCAAUUGAGCUCGACGGAGGAACUCGUCGAGUUUUACACUUGCUGACUUCGCGACGGUGUCGGGAAAUUAAAUCCAUAAUCCAAAGUCGAAUAACUUAAUUAAGGUGUAAAGAUGUUGGUACCUAAAGUUUGUUCAGAAGUU
Cucurbita pepo subsp. pepo (vegetable marrow) is the source of this 527-nucleotide messenger RNA. Lineage: Eukaryota; Viridiplantae; Streptophyta; Magnoliopsida; Cucurbitales; Cucurbitaceae. The record is from RefSeq and is a predicted model, not a curated record.